Molecule: messenger RNA, 1189 nt
Organism: Pelecanus crispus (Dalmatian pelican)
Lineage: Eukaryota; Metazoa; Chordata; Aves; Pelecaniformes; Pelecanidae
Source: RefSeq, a predicted model, not a curated record
GAGGAGCUGGAGCGGGACGAGCGCGUCUUCCUGCUGGGCGAGGAGGUGGCCCAGUACGAUGGCGCUUACAAGGUCUCUAGGGGCCUCUGGAAGAAGUACGGGGACAAGAGGGUGAUCGACACCCCGAUAUCAGAGGUGGGCUUCACAGGAAUUGCUGUCGGUGCUGCUAUGGCAGGGUUGAGACCAGUGUGCGAAUUCAUGACGUUCAACUUCUCCAUGCAAGCAAUUGAUCAGGUUAUAAACUCCGCUGCCAAGACCUGUUACAUGUCUGCAGGAUCAAUCGCUGUUCCCAUCGUCUUCCGGGGCCCCAACGGGGCAUCGGCUGGGGGGCCCCCCGCCAACACCCACGCCUCGCUCGCAGCUUGGUACGGGCACUGCCCGGGACUGAAAGUUGUUAGUCCUUGGAGCUCAGAAGAUGCCAAAGGUCUGCUGAAAGCAUCAGUCCGGGACGAUAACCCAGUUGUGAUGCUGGAAAAUGAAUUACUGUAUGGUGUUCCCUUUGAAAUGUCUGAACAGGCACAGUCAAAGGAUUUUGUGGUUCCAAUUGGAAAAGCUAAAAUAGAAAGGCAAGGAACUCAUGUUACAUUAGUGUCACACUCAAGACCUGUCGGACACUGUUUGGAAGCAGCUGCUGUACUUGCCAAAGAAGGUGUAGAGUGUGAGGUUAUAAAUCUGCGUACCAUUCGACCGAUGGAUAUUGAAACAGUGGAAGCCAGCGUUGUAAAGACAAACCAUCUUGUAACUGUAGAAGGAGGUUGGCCGCAAUUCGGAGUAGGAGCUGAAAUCUGUGCCAGGAUCAUGGAAGGAUCUGCUUUUAACUACUUGGAUGCUCCAGCUGUGCGUGUUACCGGUGCAGAUGUUCCUAUGCCUUAUGCAAAAAAUUUAGAAGAUAACUGCAUACCUCAAGUAAAGGAUAUAAUAUUUGCAGUGAAGAAAACUUUGAAUAUCUAAGUUGUAAAUACAUGUUUUAAAGUCCUGCUUUAAAAAGUAUCAGUGGUGUAAGGGCAAGUUGUAUGCAUAACUCUGUUGUAUAGCUACAUGAACUUUUGUACAGUGGGGAAAGUAUAGUGACCUCCCAAAAUAUUUAUAUGGGGUUACCCUCUAAGCCACACUUUGUAUAAGCAACACUGUGUUAAUGCUUGUUCGGUGGGUGAGUGCUAUUGUAUGUGGAGAAAUCAGAUUCGAAAUU